Messenger RNA from Trichosporon asahii var. asahii CBS 2479, 1788 nucleotides. RefSeq lists its product as uncharacterized. Gene Ontology annotation, biological process: nucleoside triphosphate metabolic process. The record is from RefSeq and is a predicted model, not a curated record. The coding region runs from base 1 to 1788 and encodes 595 amino acids. The transcript is spliced from 6 exons. Gene Ontology annotation, molecular function: nucleoside triphosphate diphosphatase activity; ribonucleoside triphosphate phosphatase activity. NCBI's taxonomy places the organism in Eukaryota, Fungi, Basidiomycota, Tremellomycetes, Trichosporonales, Trichosporonaceae.
AUGUCGCUGGUACACCAGCUGAUAUCGUCCAAGCCACGUUCAGGUCCUUUGCCAUCUGCUACGUACCCCAGCGCCAUCACUCGCCCGCCAGUGGAAUCGACCUCGACCCGCUGCGCCUGCGCUCGUGAGAUUCGACUUGCGCUCGCUUCGCUCGCCUUCAUGAUGGACCGCCGAUCGCCAUCACAGCUCUCCCCGCCGCCGCGCCGGGCUCAGUUCGACGUCGAGGACGCAGACCUGGACGAGACGUCCGAGCACGCCACGCUCCUGCGCAAUGUCAGGCAGGCGAGGUCAUUGCGGCCAGGCGGAAUUGUCGUUGGUGGCUACAAGUCUCUGCUGAGAGCUUCCAACUUUGUUGGUAGACCAACUUAUCCACACUCCUUGACGGACAUUAUGCGCCGGAUACUUCCCCGGCGAGCUCGACCGCUUCCCCGUCGCUUGAUCAAUCCUAACACGCAGCUGCCGCGACCACACGUCCUCGUCCUCGCCGUCCCGUUUGUUGUGCUCAUCCUCAUCGUCCUCUUCCACCGGCACGAGGAGAAGGUCGCGCGCAGUCGACCGCUGCUGAGCAACGGGACACACUCGUUCUACCCGACAACGCUCGUCGUCUCGCUCGACGGCUUCAAGCCAGCCUACUUGACAGACAAGUCACAUCUCGUUCCCAACAUUCUCGCGCUCGGGAGGGAGAAGGGCAUCAGGGCGGAGAGCAUGCAGCCGUGCUUUCCCUCGCUUACCUUUCCGAAUCACUGGAGUCUGAUGACGGGGCUCUACCCCGAGUCGCAUGGUAUUGUCGCCAACGACUUCUGGGCCAAGGAGCUCGAGGAGGAGUUCCACUUCAACCGCCCCAGCUCCCUCGAUGGGCGGUGGUGGGGCGGCGAGCCGCUGUGGGCCGUCGCCGAGAAGGCGGGGAGGAAGGCGGCUAACAUCAUGUGCCCGGACGAGAAACUCAACACGCUCCGCCACUACUUUGACAUGACGCCCGAGGACGCCCCAUCGCUGAUCUUCAAUUACAUGCCGGAGGUGGACCAGGCGGGACACCGUGGUGGUCCCGAGAGCUCCGACGUCGAGACAGCUCUUGGAGUAGUCGAUGGCUUCAUCGGGGACGUUGUGUCCGAGAUUGAGGCGCGGAACCUGACCCACAUAGUGGACCUGAUCGUGCUGUCCGACCACGGCAUGACUGGCCUCAGCAAGAAAAGGAUCAUCUUCCUGGACGACGUGCUCGAAAAGGACUUCUCUAGGAUCAAGCACAAGGACGGCUGGCCGUCGUUCGGCCUCCAUUUCGACGAGGAGGGAGACCUCGAGCCCGUCAUGCAACGCCUGAAAGCGGCGAGUACGGGCGAGAAGCGGCUGAACUUCACCACGUACACGCCCGCCACUAUGCCGGAACGAUGGCACUUUAGUCACGGCCCGAGGAUAGCACCAGUGUACCUCGUCCCGGACCUGGGGUGGAUCAUCACGGACCACGAGGAGUACGAACGCUACGAGCGCGGGAACAAGAUGGUGAAGGGGUGCCAUGGCUUCGACAUGCAGGCGAUCUUCUUCUCGCGGGGGCCGUUCGCGACCCGUCUCCGCGAGUCGGUCGCGCAGACAAACGCGACAAAGGUGAAGGGGUGGAAGUCGAUCGACCCGCCAAUUCUUGAGCCCUUCCGCAACCUGGAAAUCUACGACCUCGUCUUGAGGCUACAGAACAUGCGCGAUUUUGCCGGUCCCACAAACUCCUCCAAGAUAUUCUGGGACGCAUACCUCGAGCCGCCUGUUCCGGCCAAGGGCGCUGUGCCCAAGGAGGAGUGA